UGCUCUAUUUUUAGGUGUUGUUGGUUAUUUCCAAACCUGAGAGUCCUUGCAGUCUGGGGAACAAAUCCGUGCAGCUCUGCCACAACGGUAACAUGCCGUGAGCAGCAGGAGUGGGAUUAAUGAUUGACCAAGUAGGAGGAGGUGAAAGAAAGUGCUUGCUGAUUGGUCUGGAGACUUUUGAAAAAAAGGCGCCAGCUUCAAUCCAGAGGAAGAAGUGGCAAGUUUGUGGGUACACACUCGGCCCCACAAUGCUUCUGCUUCAGGCCUGCCGGGCUGGGUUCUGCCUGCUGCUGCUCUGCCAAAGCUGCUGUCUGGAGGCUGCCAGGGGUUUGAAGGAAGCAGUGAAGUGUGAAAGCGUUACUGAAGCAACCCUCGGUGAAGAGGCAAAUUUCUCUUGUGACUUCUUGCUCCCAAUGGAUGUCUUUCAAGUCACUUGGCAGAAGAUAAAUGGAUCUUCCUUCCAGAACAUAGCCACUUACAGCCAAACCCGUGGGCUGCGACUGAUAGGAUCAUUUCGGAGGAAGGCAUGUUUUGCUAGAGCAGCCCUGAACACCUCAGUCAUCACUUUGAAAAAUCUCACAUUUGAGGAUGUGUCCUGUUACAGAUGCAUCUUCAGUGUGUACCCUCAUGGCUCUUUCAGCAGCAAAGCUAUGUGCCUCAACAUCCAAAGUAUUCAGAAGAGAAUUGGCCUUGUGGCGGUCUUCAUCGGUGCUGUCUUAGGAGUCUUGACCCUUCUCAUCAUGGGGCUAACCAACAGAAAAAGGAGACAACUGCAGAAACACAGAGCACGUAGCACACCUGAAAUGGAGAAAGGCUUACAGCAGGAUGUAAGUGAGCAAUCCGAAAGCCUGAACACACUGAAGGACCAAGACAGCACUUAUCAAAAUGAGGUAAUGUCAGUGCCCAGCACUUCCAGCAAUUCUCCAAAUCCUUCAGAAGUCUUGGACAAUUAUUGCGAGGAACAUGACAAAAUUCUGUCGAGAUAGAAUCAUGGAAUGGCUUGGGUUGAAAGUGUUCUUAAAGACAAUCUAGUUCCACCACCCUGUCAUGGGUAGGGUCACCACCCACUAGACCAAGCUGCCCAGCAUCUCAUCCAACCCAGCCUUGAAUGAUUCCAGGGAUGAGACAUCCACAGCUUCUCUGGGCAACCUGUUCCAGUGUCUCUCCACCUUCACAGUGAAAAAUUUACACCUAACAUCUAAUCUAAAUCUUUUUUUUUUAGUUUCAAGCCAUUCCUUCUCGUCCUACCAAUAUCUAUACAUAUAAAAAGUUUAUUUCCUUCCUGUUUAUAAUCUCCAUUUAAAUUGGAAGGCCUCAAUGAGGUAUCACUGGAGCCUUCUCUUCUCCAGACUGAACAAGCCCAGCUCCUUCAGCCUGUCUUCAUAGGAGAGGUGCUGCAGCCCUCUGUUAAUCUUCACGGCCUUCAUCUGGAUCCUUUCCAAAAGCUCAACUCUUACGGCUCCAAAACUGGAUACAGUACUCCAACUGGGGCUUCACGAGGGCAGAGUAGAGGGGGAUAAUCACUUUCCUCUUCCUCCUGACUACCCCUCUUUUGAUGCAGCCCAGGAUAUUGUUGGACUUCAGGGAUGCAAGCACACACUGCUGGCUCAUGUUAAGUUUUUAAUUUACCAGGACCCCUAAGUCCUUCUUGCCAAGGCUACUUUCAAGAAGUUCUCCCAGUCUGUAUACACAUCUAGGAUUGCCCUGACUGAGAAUGUAACACCUUGCACUUUGUUGAAUCCCAUCAGGUGUACAUGGACUCACCUUUUGAGUUUGUCAAGAUCCCUUUGGAUGGCAUCCCUUCCUCUAUAGAUAUUAACUACACCAUAUAGCUUGGCGUCAUCUGCAAAUGUGCUGAGGGUGCGCUCAAUCCCAUCAUCCAUGUUAUUGAUAAAGAUGUUAAAGAGUACUAGUCCCAGGACAGGCCAUUGGGAGACACCACUCAUCACCAGCCUCCACCUGGACAGAGAGUGAUUGACCACAACUCUCUGGCUAGGGCCACCCAACCAAUUCUUUACUCAUGUAAUAAUCCACCCGUUGAAUUCAUCUCUCUCCAAUUUAGAGAUAAGGAUGUGUUGCAGAACCAUGCCAAAGGCCUUGCACAAGCCCAGGCAGAUGACAUCCUUUGUCCAUCGAUGCUGUCACUUCAUCAUAGAAGGCUACCUGAUUGGUCAGGCAUGAUCUGCCCUUGGUGAAGCUGUGGUGUCUCAGAUCACCUCCAUGUCUCACGUGCAUCUUUUCCAGGAGGAUCUGCUUCAUGAUCUUCCCAGUCACAGUCAUGAGGCUCACCAGGCUGUAGUUGCUAGGCCUUCCUUUCUACCUUUCUUGAAUAUGGGAAUGAUGUUUCUCUUUUUCCAGUCACCGGGAACUUCACCUGACAGCUACGACUUUUCAGAUAUGAUGGAGAGUGGCUUGGCAACAACAUCAGCUCCUUUAUGACCCUGGGAUGCAUGUCAUCUGGCCUCAUAAACUUGUACACAUUCAGUCUCAUGAGGUGGUCUUGGACUUGCUCUGCCGGGGUCCUGCCUUCUGAAAGGAAGCUGAAAGAAAGGGGCUGCUCCUGUUUGCCUUGAAAUUGGUUGUGCCACGUGGGUUACAAGUGGGGGCUUCGACUUGGCUUAUCCUGAUGGAGAGUUUAAUGCUUAUUAUUGUUAUUAAAUUUAUCCAAACCAUCACUCUGACGAAGCCGAUAAAUUAAUGUGGUAAUCUUGGACAUACAUGUUUUGUAGUUGUAGCUCUGACUGGUGUAGCUAUCCAUAUAGGUAUAUAGAAAUAAAUACACAUACGCACACAC
Gallus gallus (chicken) is the source of this 2794-nucleotide messenger RNA. RefSeq lists its product as uncharacterized. The record is from RefSeq and is a predicted model, not a curated record. Gene Ontology annotation, molecular function: cell-cell adhesion mediator activity. Gene Ontology annotation, biological process: regulation of immune response; negative regulation of macrophage activation. NCBI's taxonomy places the organism in Eukaryota, Metazoa, Chordata, Aves, Galliformes, Phasianidae. The coding region runs from base 120 to 986 and encodes 288 amino acids. The transcript has 4 exons.